UUUGACGAGGAGGACCCUUUCGACGCUAAAGACAUGGAGGAGCUGAGUGACUCCGAAACCUUUGAUUUCAAGUCCAUGCCGCUUCCUCGGGUGGUGGCACAUGGUGAAGAUGAAGGUGAAGGCAGUCAUCAUAGAUACACCGUGUCCCCUCGCGGUUUGACGUGUGUGUUUGAACGUGAGACAGUCGACGACCAAUCAUCUGACGAUGGGGAAGAGCACAAAGACUAUGAUUACGAGCCCGGCGACAAGCUCCCGAGGGACCAUGACAUCUGGGAGAACGACAGACUCUUCUUCUACGGGAAACACCACCGGUUCACAGCAGAGGAUGUCUGGGGCCACAACGCCAUUUGGCACCCAAGGAUAUUUCAACCUGCUGUUAUGACUAGAAAGUGGGUCAUGGCAACAAAGGAAGCCGACGACAUGUGGAGCGGUCUCAGCAGACUGGGCGCGGAACCAUUUAAGAGAAAGACCAGAGAAGCUCUGGUGGAGCAUUUGAGUGUACUGAACCCGGAAAGGAGCCCACAGGACGUCGCAUCGUGCGCAGCCGAAAAGCUCGACGAGCUGUACGUGAACAAAAUGUUGGAGUUUAGAGCACCUUUCUAUGCACUCGACACGACACUGUCUCGCGGCAUUGAUUGGCACAUGCCGCAGCCUCCGGGAGGCGGCGGACGAGGUGACGGAGGAGACGGCUCAGAACCCGGUGGUGGCGGUGACGGAGGAGACGGCCCGAGACCCGGAGUUGAAACGACGCCGGAAGCAAAGGGAUCUAGCGGACAACGGUCCGACGGAAAAGGGUCGAGCGAAACGGGGUCGGGCGGAAAGGGAGUCUUGGAAACCGGGGAUAGCGAGUAUGCUUGGAGUGCUUCGGAGGGUGCGUCCUCCGAUCUUAGGGGCAAGAGUACAGCCAAUCCGGGGGAAGAGGGGCUGCCACAGGAAGCGCAUGUUGUGCGCUGGGAAGAGGAAACUCAACACUGGCCACGUCGCAGAGUGGUGGACGGUCUCGACGCAGGAGUGUUGGAGACCGCGGCCAGCGAUCAUCCAAGUGGUCCUCUGGAGGGUGCGUCCGUCGACUUGGAAAGGAAGAGUACAACACGUCCGGGGGAAGGGAAGCUCUCACAGGAGGCGCAUGUUGUGCAUUGGGAGAGGAGACUCAACACUGGCCGCCUCACAAAGUGCAGGAGGGGCUCGGUGCAGGAGUGGUGGAGACCGACGAUGGCGAGCGUCAGUGUCAUGCUUCAGAUGGAAAAGCAUGGUGUGCUGCGGGAUGAGGGGUCGGCCGGUGAGGCUUCUGGAGAGAAACGAUCAAAUGCGGGAGAAUUAGACGGCUCCGGCGGUAAAGGGUCCGGCGAAGAGGGUUCGGGGGGAAAGGGGUUGGGCGGCACUGGAAGCCGCUGCAAAGGGAGUCCAGCUUCCGACACGCGAGGCGACGCUGCCCUGCGGUCUUGUCAAGUGCGAGUAGAUUCGCACUUGUCUUCGAGGACUUUGUGUCGUGAUGUUGAGGGGCCCGCUGCAGGAGUUUUGGAGAAAGGGGCUAGCGGGUGGGAAGGUCGUGCUUCAGAGGAGAUGCAUGUUGUGCAGCGGGGUGAAGAGCUUCUCCAAGGCUCGUCGGCAAGUACCUUCAGCAUCGGGGACACCAACGGGGUUUCGCACACUGGGGCGCCCCAGACCACGCAAGAGGGUGGCGUUGAGGGAUGUCAAUGGACAUCUGUGGAAGGCAAAGAGCGUGGGGAUGAGGUGGUCGAAGAAGAACCCAUGGUGGAAACUCGCUCUCACUACGAUGAGGAAGGCGAAGAAACCGUGGGGGAAGCUCAACUUUCUGUCGGUGAGGUGUCGGCUCGGCUUCACGACGAUGAUGAGGGUGAGAAACCCGCGGGGGAAACUCAGCUUUUCCACGCUGAGAUGCCAGUUUCCGUUUGGAUGGGUUCGGAGCGCGAAGGUCGUGAUUCUCCUUCCACCCGCUGAGGUGUGAGGUUGUCGAUGUCCCUGCCCCUGAAGCCUUCACAAGCCAUGCGUGGAAAAUC
Chara braunii is the source of this 2021-nucleotide messenger RNA. NCBI's taxonomy places the organism in Eukaryota, Viridiplantae, Streptophyta, Charophyceae, Charales, Characeae. The record is from the annotation of a GenBank genome assembly.